Molecule: messenger RNA, 1238 nt
Organism: Gopherus flavomarginatus (Mexican gopher tortoise)
Lineage: Eukaryota; Metazoa; Chordata; Testudines; Testudinidae
Gene: TNFRSF13B
Product: TNF receptor superfamily member 13B
Exons: 5
Coding region: 1-1026 (341 amino acids)
Cellular component (GO): plasma membrane
Source: RefSeq, a predicted model, not a curated record
AUGCGAACAACUGUAUUUGCCAUUGAAGAUGAUCCGGUCAGGCUCUCCGCAGCCUUUCACCUUGUGCAGUUUAUAGUUGUGCAAAGUAGGGGUAAUACUCCACCCUGUCAGAAUGGGAGCAUUUUACAUCCACUUAUCUCUGAUGUAACGGGCACCCCGAGGCACAUGGUGUGGAGAAUCAGGCCUCAAGCACCCUGGAAGGGGAAGCUCCUGGAAGUCACAGGGGACACCAGCAAGCUCUUUGCCCUCAGCCUUGGGUCUGGUACCUUUACAGACAUGCUUUUGAUGUGCCCAAGGUGGAAGGCCAUGACCAAUUGCACAGAACAGCAGUACUGGGACAAUCUCCUGUGCCAAUGCAUCUCCUGCAGAGUUGCAUGUAAUCGGCCCAGUGUGGAGAGAUGCACUACCUUCUGCGCAUCAAUGGACUGCAUCAAGCAACCCGGCUCCUACUACGAUGAGCUCUUGAGAAAAUGCAUCAACUGCUCGGGCAUCUGUGGGCAGCACCCAAUCCAGUGUCUCCCGUUCUGUGAAAAUAAACUGGUAACUACCUCAUCCAGAAUGCCUGCUCUGGAGCAGAAGCUAGGCAAUGAUCAGGACCAAUGGCUGGUUGUCUACCUGCUGCUGGCGCUCUGCCUUUGCACCGUGAUCUGCUCUUUGCUGGUGGGCUGGACCCACUUCAAAAGGAGGGGAGCGGAGGUCUCCUGCCAGCCCACCCCUGGGACCUGCCACAAGAGAGAGGAUUCCGCAAAAGAUCACUUAGUGGAAGCGGGGAGCGUUGGAGGUGGCUCCACUGGGAGCAGACUACCAGAGCCUGUGGAAACCUGUGGCUUCUGCUUCCCUGAACAAGGGCCUGCCAUGCAGGAGACCAAAGCAUGUCACAGCUCCUCCUAUCAUCCUGGAGCAAGGGCUACUGCCUCACAGGCUGGGAUAUCCAGCACAGGAAGUGCUGGGGCUAUCCCCACCCCUGAGGAUGGCCAUUUCAAAAUCAUAUGCUCCCCAUCACAAGAGAAGACACCGAUGACAUGAACUCAUUGAGCAAUGCAGUGAUCAAGGAGAGAAGUAACACUCCCCACACUCAGAAUAAAGCUGCUUGCAUUUGAUCCUUGCUGUCAAACACAACUGUACCUUGCCUGCCAAUCACGAUAGAAGCUACCUUCACACCAUGGAAACAGACUGUGGACAGUCACUAUUUUCCUCUACUAUGGAAAUAAAAUUCUCAUGAUUGUUAUGCACUCACC